CACGACGUCUGUCGCCCGGGACACUUUACAGACGGCCAUCAUCAAGAAUGUGAUCACUGUGGUUCUCUGCAUCUCCAUCAACUAUGUCAACAGCACCCUGGUGCACACGUUCACAAAACACCAGGUUUUUAACAUGAACUCUCGCUACAUCCUCUACAUCCAUCUGGUGAUCAACGACAUCAUCCUCCUGACCAUGUUCACCCUCCUCCAAGUCCUCAGUUACAUCGUGUUCACGCUCAAUGUCUCCUUCUGUAUAUUUAUCCUGAUCGUUGCCGUUUAUGCGACCAUCAACAAUCCUCUAACGCUCGCCGUCAUGGCCGUUGAGUGCUACGUCGCCAUUUGCUUCCCUUUCCGACACACGCAGAUCUGCACGGUGAAGAAAACGUACGCAGUGAUCGGAGUGAUUUGGAUGCUGAGUUCAUUUUAUGUCCUGCCAGAUUUAUUUAUCGCCUUGGCCACAGAGUCUGUGGAAUUCUUCCAUUCCAGACUUUUCUGCCUCACAGAUAACGUUUUUAAACAUCCCGGUCGCAAAGAGAGGAGGCAAAUAUUCAACCUAGUGCUGAUGGUCGGUGUUUGGCUCACUCUGAUCUACACAUACUUCAGGAUCCUCGUCACCGCACAAGCAGCUGCUACAGACGCCAAGAAGGCGAGAAACACCGUGCUCCUACACUGCUUCCAGCUGCUGCUGUGUAUGCUCACCUAUGUUCAUUAUUCCAUCAUUGAAGGCCUGUUAUUCUUGUUCCCAAACGGGAUUCUGGCCAUUCGAUUCACCGUCUCCAUAUUCAUCCACGUUCUCCCACGACUCAUCAGUCCGGUGGUUUACGGGCUGCGAGACAAGACUUUCAGGAAGUACUUGAAAAACGAUCUGUUCUGUACGACGAGUUCUGACAUUCAACCACAAAAGAAAUCUUAA
Messenger RNA from Solea solea (common sole), 913 nucleotides. Its product is annotated as odorant receptor 131-2-like. Gene Ontology annotation, molecular function: G protein-coupled receptor activity. Gene Ontology annotation, cellular component: membrane. The record is from RefSeq and is a predicted model, not a curated record. The transcript has 2 exons. The coding region runs from base 134 to 913 and encodes 259 amino acids. Lineage: Eukaryota; Metazoa; Chordata; Actinopteri; Pleuronectiformes; Soleidae. Gene Ontology annotation, biological process: G protein-coupled receptor signaling pathway.